AUGUCGGCGAUUGAAGUUAGUGGUGAAAAAGUGAAAGCAAUGUGGGAUAAGAGAUUGUUAGAAAUAUUUUGUGAUAUUUGUAUUAAAGAGAUAUUGAAAGGUAAUAGGCCUGGUACUCAUUUCACAAAAGAUGGAUGGUUGAAAAUAAUGACCAACUUUGAGAAAGAAAGCGGGGUGGAAUCCUAUAAAAGAACCGUUGAUGCAUUGGAUGAUUGGUGGGAGAGUAGGCUAAAGGAUGUUAACAAUGAAAUACCUGAAGAGAAUGAAGAAGAAAUUGUGAGAAAUGAUGUUCACAUUUUAAAUGAUGUUCAAAUUGAUGGAAACGGUCAAAAAAGAAAAAACCCUGAGAUAUCAAGUUCACAUUUUAAAACUGGAAGAAAGAAAUCCUCAAAGCAAAUUAGAGGGGCUACAAGAUUGUCCAAUCAAAUAGAAAAAUUAUGCAAUGCAGCUGACAAUAUGAGUCAAGCCACAUCUAGUUUGACUCCUGUUGUGGAUCCAUAUAGUAUUCCACAAGCAGUCAAAGUGCUCGACAAAAUGUCGGAAGAAGUUUCUGAAGCUAGUCCGCUAUACUUUUUCGCACUUAGAUUAUUGCUCAAUAAGGACAAUUUAUCAAUUAAUCCCAAGAUUAGAGCUUUGUGGCUUAAGACGAAAAUAGAGGAUAGUUGA
Gossypium arboreum is the source of this 666-nucleotide messenger RNA. Its product is annotated as L10-interacting MYB domain-containing protein-like. The transcript has 3 exons. The record is from RefSeq and is a predicted model, not a curated record. Bases 1 to 666 code for a protein of 221 amino acids. NCBI's taxonomy places the organism in Eukaryota, Viridiplantae, Streptophyta, Magnoliopsida, Malvales, Malvaceae.